This is a messenger RNA of Carassius auratus (goldfish), 3338 nucleotides long. Its product is annotated as exocyst complex component 4-like. Bases 26 to 2929 code for a protein of 967 amino acids. The transcript is spliced from 18 exons. The record is from RefSeq and is a predicted model, not a curated record. Gene Ontology annotation, biological process: chemical synaptic transmission; exocytosis; Golgi to plasma membrane transport. Gene Ontology annotation, cellular component: exocyst; synapse; growth cone membrane. NCBI's taxonomy places the organism in Eukaryota, Metazoa, Chordata, Actinopteri, Cypriniformes, Cyprinidae.
GGUGUUUGGGUGUAGUAACGGAAAGAUGGCAGCUGACACAGGCAGAUACAGGAGCGCUGUCUCCAAAAGCAAAGACCCUUCCGGUUUACUUAUAUCUGUAAUAAGGACAUUGUCCAGCAGUGAGGAUGUGAAGGACCGAGAGACGGAGAAGGGCCGUCUGGAGGAGGCCUAUGAGAAGUGUGAUCAUGAUCUGGAUGAGUUGAUAGUUCAGCACUACACAGAGCUCACCACAGCCAUCCGAACCUACCAGAGCAUCACAGAGAGAAUUACCAGCUCUCGCAACACGAUCAAACAGGUCAAGGAGAACCUGUUAUCCUGUAAGAUGCUCCUCCACUGUAAGCGAGAUGAACUGAGGAAGCUGUGGAUCGAAGGUGUCGAGCAUAAGCAUGUCCUCAGCUUGCUGGAUGAGAUUGAGAACAUCAAACAGGUCCCUCAGAAGUUGGAGGCAUCCAUGGCCAGCAAGCACUACCUGCACGCUACAGAUAUGCUGGUCUCAGCAGUGGAUUCUCUUGAAGGACCCCUGCUACAGGUGGAAGGUCUCGGCGACUUGCGACUGGAGCUCCACAGCAAGAAACUCAACAUCCACCUGGUGCUAAUCGAUGAGCUCCAUCGACAUCUCUACAUCAAGUCUACCAGCCGUGUGGGUCACCGAGGAAAAGACAAGGACAAGGGCCGGUCUGCUUCGAAGGAUACGUCUGUUUUGGAUGUCGGUUUGUCAACUCCACGCAAGCUCACAGAACCCUCACAGUUCAGCACCCCUGGAACAUCCAGCAUUCGUGAGCUGCACGAGGUGAAAGAAGACUUGGACGUAGACCCGGAGGAGAACAGCGCAGAGUUCAUGGGGAUCCUGAUCAAAGCUCUGGCUAAACUCAAGAAGAUCCCGGAAACCAUUAAAGCCAUCAUGGAGCGACUGGAGCCUGAGCUCAAGCAGAUCCUCAAGAGAUCCACCACUCAGAUCGCUGACCAUGCCUACCAGAGGGGAGAGAACCUGGCACAGGACAACCAGCCCAGGUUAUUGCUGGAACUGCUUGAGUUGUUGUUUGAUAAGUUGAAUGCUGUGGCCCAGGCUCACAGUGUGGUUCUCAGUCACCUACAGCAGAUUGUCGUCUCUCGCAGCGGAGCCCAAGAAGGGAUCAAACUCUAUGAACAGGCUGAUGUCUAUGCCAAGAUCCAGACCGUCCUACAGGUGCUGCUAAUGGACUACCUGGAUGUCAAAAACGCCCGUAGUGCUGCAGAGCCUUCCGCCCAGCUGUCCUACGCCAGCACCGGCGGAGACUUCGGAGCAUUCUUCGGCAAGAAGAAACCUCUCCGACCUAAACAGUCUUUAUUCAAGUUUGAGUCGUCUUCUCAUGCCAUUAGCAUGAGUGCGUACUUGCGAGAGCAGCGGAGGGAACUCUACAGCAAAAGCGGGGAGCUACAAGGUGGAGCUGAUGAUAACCUGAUUGAGGGAGGAGAGACUAAGUUCCUGUGUAAACCAGGAGCCAGAAACAUUACGGUCAUCUUUCAGCCAUUGCUUAGGUUUAUUCAGGAGAUCGAGUCCCGUAUGGGUCCGGCUCAGGCCAAGCAGUGUCAGCUACGCACCUUCCUCACCUACUACAUCAACGAUUUGUUUCUCAGCCAGGUCCGGACCGAGACCAAUAAAGAGAUUGAGUCUGUGACCAAAGUGUCCGACCCGCUCAAAAUCCUGGCCAGCGCUGACACCAUGAAAAACCUGGGCGUUCAAAGACCUCUUCUACAGAGCACUGUGGUUGUGGAGAAGUCCAUUCAGGAUCUAAUGAGUCUAAUGCAGGACCUCAGUGCGUACUCCAACCAGUUCCUGGAGAUGGUCUGUGACAAGCUCAAGGAGUACAAAGAGAUCUGCAAUUCUGCAUACAGGGGUAUCGUUCAAUGCGAGGAGAAGCUGACCAUUAGCGCGUCCUGGGCUAAAGAUGAAGACAUCAGCCGCCUGCUGCAGUCUCUGCCCAACUGGGCCAGCAUGACCCAACCCAGACAGCUCCGACAGAAGAGGGAAGAGGAAGAGGACUUCACACGGGCUGCAUUUGCCAAGGAGUCGGAGGUUCUGACGGGGAAUCUGGGUGAUAAGCUGAUUCCUCAGAAUGAGAUUCUUAGGGACGUCAGUGAUCUGAAGGCCCUCGCUAACCUGCAGGAGAGCAUGGAGUGGCUUGCCACUCGCCUCAGGGGUUUCUUCAGCAACCUGCCCCAGAGCUCCAGUGUAUCCCCAGGCUCAGAUGCUCAGCUGAACAGCGAGAACGUCCGCAAUCGAGAGCAGAUCCUUCAGACUUUGACUGACCUCUCCAGUUCCUUCCAGGACAUCGCUGACCGCUGCCUUCUGGUGCUUCAUCUGGAGAUCAGGGUCCACUGUUUCCAUUAUCUGAUCCCUCUGGCAAAACAAGGAAACUACGCCAUCGUGGCUAAUGCAGCCAGCAUGGACUACGACCCCCUGGUGGUGAAGCUGAAUAAGGACAUCAGUGCCAUAGAGGAAGUGAUGGGAGCUGCCCUGCAGCAGCACAAGUUUCAGUACAUCUUUGAGGGUCUGGGUCACCUGAUCUCUUGUAUUCUGAUAAACGGAGCUCAGUACUUCAAGCGCAUCAGUGAGUCCGGCAUCAAGAAGAUGUGCAGAAAUAUCUUUGUGCUCCAGCAGAACCUGACGAACAUCACCAUGUCACGCGAGGCUGAUCUGGAUUUUGCCAGGCAGUACUAUGAGAUGCUGUAUAAUACAGCCGACGAGCUGCUAAACCUGGUGGUUGAUCAAGGGGUGCGCUACACAGAGCUGGAGUACAUCAAUGCUUUGAGUCUCCUCCACCGCAGCCAGACAGGCGUGGGAGACCUGACCGUGCAGAACAUGCGGCUGCAGCGCCUCAAGGAGAUCAUAUGCGAACAGGCUGCCAUCAAACAGGCUACCAAGGAUAAGAAGAUCACUACAGUCUAGAUGCGCACAUUUAAACUAUAUCUACUAAUGCUCUGAAAGGGUCCACGUUACUGUCAAAUCGUUACUGUCGCAAGCUUUGAGUCGAGUCACACUUUCAAGCAAACAUUAAAGUGGUUUCCUUUUCUCACUUUCAUUUGUAAGAUAGAUUUCUGACCAGGGCUUUGCACACACAAAUGCACACACAGACAUGUUCUAAUAAAUGAAUCCCUUGUAUCUUUUCUGGUUAAACCAGGCUACACCUUUCAGAGCGAGAGGACGGGUUCUCUUAUUGUGGCUUGGGGACAUUUUCGGCUCAUUUUCUUACUUUAUCAAACCUCUGCUCUCAAUUAUAAAAUCUUCCAGCAUGCCGUCUCUCCCAUGGCCGGCCGCAGCCUGUGCCUGGAAUAACAGAUGCCAGAUUAGAAAGGCA